UAAGAUUGAUAGUGGGGGAGGGGAGGGGGAAGGAGAGUUUGGCCAUUUCCAGGAAAGCUGUACAAUAAAUGGCAGAUGGGUAAAGCGGACAGAGUAUUAAAAGGACCUGGGCCAGACUGAGAGAACCAGCUUCCACAAACCCAGAUUCAAUAAACCAGGAUCUAUACUAAACCAGGAGCUCGUCACACCCACAACGUCUGCCUGCUGCCAGAGAAAUCACCAUGACUCCACUGCUCAGCUUCUGGAUGUGUCUGGUUGCUUUCUCACUGAGGGCCACCCCGAGCCAUGGUUUAAGGAGAAUCGCCCUGAAGAAGAUGCCAUCCAUCAGAGAGACGCUGCAGGAGAUGGGGGUUUCUGCAGAGCAGGUGUUGUCUGAACUGGCCCAGAUGAGCUCUGCUGAGACCAACAACGGAACCGUUCCCACACCUCUGACCAACUACUUGGAUACCCAGUACUUCGGUGAGAUCAGCAUCGGCUCUCCAGCCCAGAUGUUCAACGUGGUGUUUGACACCGGUUCUGCCAACUUGUGGGUGCCGUCUCAGAGCUGCUCACCUUUCUCCACAGCCUGUUACACCCACAACAGGUACGAUGCAUCCAAAUCCCACACUUAUGUUGAGAACGGCACCGGAUUUUCCAUCCAAUACGCCUCUGGAAAUGUCAGGGGAUUCCUGAGUGAGGAUGUGGUUGUGGUUGGUGGCAUCCCUGUGGUGCAGGUAUUUGCAGAAGCCACCUCUCUGUCGGCCAUGCCCUUCAUUUUUGCCAAGUUUGAUGGCGUCCUGGGGAUGGGUUACCCGAACGUGGCCAUUGAUGGGAUCACUCCGGUGUUUGACCGCAUUAUGUCUCAGCAUGUCCUCAAAGAAGAGGUGUUUUCUGUCUACUACAGCAGAGACCCAAAACACUCCCCCGGCGGAGAGCUGGUUCUCGGGGGCACUGACCCAAACUACUACACCGGACACUUUAACUAUGUAGACACCAGAGAAAUAGGAAAAUGGGAUGUAUCAAUGAAAGGCGUCUCUGUUGGGACGGAGCAUAUGUUUUGCGCAGAGGGCUGCACGGCUGUCAUUGACACGGGCUCCUCCUACAUCACAGGUCCCGCCUCUUCCGUGUCAGCACUGAUGAAAGCCUUUGGAGCUCAGUUGGAUGAAAGUGGAUACAAAGUCAGCUGUGACAAAGUGAAGACGUUGCCAAGUGUCACUUUUCACCUGGGAAGUCAGGAGUACUCACUUACUUAUGAGGAUUAUAUCUUAUGGCAGACACAGAUUGAGGGGGACGUCUGCAUCGUCACCUUCAGGGGUUUGGACAUUCCACCUCCUGCUGGGCCCAUCUGGAUCCUAGGAGCCAACUUCAUCGCCCGGUACUACACUGAGUUUGAUCGUCGCAACAAUCGUAUCGGGUUCGCUACAGCGGUCUGACAGGAAGUUCAACUUUAAUCACUUUCUGCUAUGUCAGUGCUUUAAUGUCUCUUGCUGCUAUGUCCCAGUAGAUUCCUGUCUCUUUUUAGCCGAGCGGAAUUCUUGGUGAAUUUAAAAAAAAAUAAUUCAUGAUUUAAAAAGCUUUUUGUUUACUCCAGCAACAAAAAGAAAAGUUUGUAUAAUGUCUCAUACUUUUCUCUUUCUUUUUUCUGACUUGGUUUGUACUGAUCACAGCAAACACCUUGUUCUUUAUACAUGUUUUUUUAAGCCAGUCAAUUCUUUCUGCUUGUCGCUCUGCUUGAUGUUAGAAAUAAAGUCUGCCUUGGUUCAGCGUAAUGA
Messenger RNA from Nothobranchius furzeri (turquoise killifish), 1751 nucleotides. It is a transcript of the gene ren, whose product is annotated as renin. NCBI's taxonomy places the organism in Eukaryota, Metazoa, Chordata, Actinopteri, Cyprinodontiformes, Nothobranchiidae. Gene Ontology annotation, biological process: angiotensin maturation. The record is from RefSeq and is a predicted model, not a curated record. Gene Ontology annotation, molecular function: aspartic-type endopeptidase activity.